Molecule: messenger RNA, 1797 nt
Organism: Mercenaria mercenaria
Lineage: Eukaryota; Metazoa; Mollusca; Bivalvia; Venerida; Veneridae
Exons: 2
Coding region: 1-792 (263 amino acids)
Source: RefSeq, a predicted model, not a curated record
AUGCCACGUGGCAGACGAGGUGUAGUUCGGGGUGCUGGUCGUGGUGCUGGCCGUGCUGCAGGCCGUGGUAGAGGCCGUGUCAACGGUGGACAAGCUGUUAGGCAGCCAGAACAGGAAAACCGUCCAAACACCAGGGGACAAAAGAGGAACGCCGACGAAUUAGAGCCGGAGGUGCCGGAAUUACAAGCUGAGGGUCCCCAGGCUGACAUUGACGGCGGUGGCAACGUCUUACUUCAGGAAGACGCCGACAUCUGGGUGUUAGGGGACUCGAUACCUUAUUGGGCCGGUGAAAGAGCGAAACAGACAGGGAAGGAGCAUCUGUCUUUACCGAAUACGACAAUAGCAUGGUGGGCAGUCAGGGGGUUGGGCUGGUCAACCUUCCGCCAUUCAAUUGAGACCCAGGUAUUAUUAUGCAAUCCACCUAGAAUAAUUGCGAUAAAUUUGGGAGGCAACGAUUUAGUUUCGCUAUCACUCCUGAAUGUAAAGACGGAAAUUGAGGCAGAAAUUGCAUAUCUGCGUGACGCUUUCCCGGGUGCCCUGAUCAUUUGGAUAGACAUCUUACCCAGGAGAGUCUGGAGAGGGGCAUCUGGGUUGAAAGCAAUCGACGAUAAACGCAAACGCGUAAACAGAGUUGGCCGCCAGACAGUUCGAAAGUCGGGCAGGAGUGACGUCAUUUCGCCGGACAUAGAUGCUGAAACAAAUUUCUUCCGGAAUGACGGCAUUCACUUAAAUGAAGUUGGGUGCGAAUUUUAUUUGGACUACUUAAAAGAUGCCAUUAUUCGUAAUUUGUAAAGUAUUAUAGAAUUUUUGGGGGAUAAAUUUGAAGUUAAAUUUAUUGUGGCGAAAAAAUUCUAUCGGCCGGAAGGUGAUCGGGCGUCGGUUAUUACAAAUUAACUUUUUAUAUCGUUUUACAUCAUUUCUGUUUGGCGACAUUUGUUAAUUAUCCGAUUAUGGACUUCCUUUCUUUCGCCGUUGGUAUUCAGUUACUUUCCCGGCGGGAGAUGGGUGUCUAUGGUCGGAGAAUUACGUCAAUUGCAAUGCAUUUGGUUUGCAUGUUACAGUGGUUCACUCUGGCGGUGGUUGACUGGAGUUGCUUCUAGUCUGUUGCAUUUGCUGCUUUGCGUUGCUGUUUUGCGUUCAGUAUCAGUUACUUGCUUCGCUGACCGUUAAUUGUAUAUGAUGCCGUUUAUCACUUUAAUCGUAAUUGACUCGUGUUGCUUCGGGUCACUAGGUCUGGCCCUUAUAGUACUUGGUAAGACCUAGCUAGCUUUGCUGUUUUGCAUAAGGCAUCGGUAUAGCGCAUAUUACCAUACUGGCACCACUGAUCCGGUUGUGUGAUUGUUGUUCCUUUCUUCUUUAUGUUGGUAGUGGUCUCCAUUACAUCCCGUAGAGAGGAGAGGCCUGCAAUUACACAAUUGGUUGGACUCUUCUGGUAAGGCGCUGGUGUGUCUUGGUUGCCAUUAACCACAAUGGUAUCAGUUGGCUUGAGUUGCUUCAAGCCCUUGAAUUGCAUUACAUUUUAAAGAUUUUUUCUUAAUGGUGUUGAUUUGCCGGAGACGCCCGGUCUCCUUUCGGUCGAUGAAACCUAUCCGUCGGUAGGAGCUUUAACCACUAUCGACUGACAUUCUCGAGCAGCCAUUAUAUAUGCCAACCUUUUUCUUUAUAUUAUGUGAAAUACAAAUCAUCUUCUAUUUCCAAUCAUCUUCUAUAUUAUAUGAAAUAAAUAUGUUAUCAUUAUUAGAUCAAUAAUAAUUAUUGAGAAUGUUACACGUGUUUAUCUUUAUUUCGAGUAAUCUU